AUGCAAGCGAAUGGUCACAGGCUCAGUGCGGUCGCCAGACGGCGCCUCCUGCAGACAAGUGUGUCGGCUGGGUCGACAUCUAGUACGCUAUCACCUGCAGAGCCAGUGGAUGCCGAACAAAAGGGAGUUACUGCGAAGGCGGACUCCACGAAACCCGACGAAAGCACAUCCCAAGAUGAUGGUAUUGAGGUAGCUAACCAGUUCUCGACCUUGGUUGAAGCAUCUGCUGUUGAAUUCAGCUCUUCCAGAGAAGUGGAACAAUUGCCGGGGAAUUCGUCCAGGAUCCGCUUGUCUCGAGGACAGAAGUGUGUCGUGUUAGGCACCUGUGUCCUUUGGGUCAAGCAAGGAUCAGUCUUCAUCUACGGGGCAGUCCUUUCAGCCUCGCCAACCACCUACCGUAUCUAUGCACCCAGCAGUCAUGCACUUCCUUCCAUUGAGGCCAUGACAAGCCUCGCCGAGCUGCAACUAGAUCCUCUCAGCGAUGGAAUCGACGACCUACCGAUCGCAGGAACCGGGGUGCAGUGGGCUCCACCUGGUGUCAAGCACAGUGCUUCGCCAUUCUACGUGCUAGGACAUUCUUUCGAGCUAGACCUGAAAGCUCCCAGACGCCUCAGAGAGCUGAACACCGACCCUUGGAGAGCCUUGCUCGCCAAUGUGGUAGACUACGACACUGCGUCACCACCAAGAGUCCUGAUCUGCGGCAGACGGUCGUCUGGACUUUCGACACUGGUCAGAUGCAUCACAAACCGCUUGCUUGCCAAACAGGUUACUAGCUCCAAGUCUGCACACAUGACGGGUGUCACCUUGGUGGAUUUGGACACAAACACGCCGGAGUUUGCGCCUCCAGGAGUGAUCAGUCUGGUAACUGUCCGCGAUCUGGUGUUUGGCCCGCCGUUUACGCACCUAAUGCCGCCAUCAAAGGCCGAUACUGAUCCUGUCUUGAAACAGCAUUUCCUUGGGGAUAUUAACGCUAUAGAUCUGGCAGAUUGGCACCUUGCAAGAGUGUACGAUCUUCUGGACCUUGAAAGGGACUCCCAACCGAGGGGGAAGAAUGCGCCAGUUGUUAUCGUUCUCCCAAAGUGGCUGAACGACGUCGAUCCCAGCAUAGCGAGCAAGCUCUGGAACAAGAUGUCGCCCACGCAAAUCGUUUGCCUCGACCCGAGUCCAACAUCACCUCAUCUGGAGCCGUGGCGUCUAGUCGCGGCGAGAGACAACUGUGCUAUUUACCAAAUGCCGGUUCAGGUGUUUGAUAGGAUUCCGGCUGUGCGAGAGCACAAUCUGCAGUUGCAGUCGUACUUCCACCUGGAAGACUCACACACCAGGCGCCAAUUCUGGAGCGAAACACCGAUUCUGGCGACAACGUCUCGAACGGCGACACUGCCAUAUCGCGGUGAUGGGGGGUUGGUAUGCGUGAUCAUCUUGUCAGGCGGCCAUGUCGCACUUGAGGACACGUACGAGGCCUUGGACGGAAGCCUUGUCGCACUGGUGGCUGUUCCGAAGCCUGAAACACUGGUAAAUGAAGACAGUGGGCUGAACACGGACAGUUUAGGAGACACCUUCCAAUCUGGCGAAGUAAGACGGACCGAAGAAGACCUGCCCCGCUGGCAAGAACAUGCUGGAGUCGAGAACUUCUUCCCAUUUCGAGCUCAGCAUUCCUUCUGCUUGGGGCUAGCAAUUGUGCAGGAAAUCGACGUUGCCAACAGAGAGAUCAGUCUGAUAACAGGACCUGGGCUCGCACUCACGCACUUCUGUGAGGCGCAUGGCCCAAAGUCUGUCCUUUGUACACAAGUCCUUCCGUUAGAGUGCGCAGUAUGCCUGCCACCAUCACCACCACUGAGAGCAUCUUCCUCUACCGAUUCCUUCAACACCAAAGUCAACGACUCUUCCCUGGAGUCCUCACAGGACCUCCGCGUACCGCCAACUUUACGAAAAACCGACACAAACUCCACGUUGCCGACCGACUUCUCAGGCGCAUCUACCAAUGUCGAUUCCGAGCCCGAAAGCCCGAUCAUUGAGAAACACCCGCUAUUCCAGCCGGUAGACCAGAAACAGACCUGUGCCCCACAAUGGCGCUAUGGUCGUAAUCAAGGCGAGACAUGCGCCAGUUGCACUUUCUCUGUUCCCAGGGCUGUGGCAGAGCAGUUACCUGCAGGUGCGCCAGGCAGCAAGCGAGCGGAUGGCGCAGGUACCGCCAACACAGGCCCGCCCGUACUACGUUCGAGAGAGUUUGUCUGUCUGCGUGAGAAGAAGAGACGUAACAGCAGUGUUCAAGCCUCAUACGACUCCAAAUCUUCGUCCUACGGCUCGUCUGUUGUUUCCUCAACCCUUUCUCAGACAAGCUCGCGCCCACAGUCUCAUCAUUCAGACGACUGUCACGACCAUACAGUAACCUAUCUUACCGCGAAAUCUCCUGUUGAUCCAGAGAGCUAUGCGCAACUGCGCGCAUCCGUUAUUCGAACGCUGUCCUGUGAGCUCCUUCCCCGGGGCAUGUCAGAUGGUCCCUUCUGCUUCGGCGAUUCGAACACAGGCUAUACGAUCGCAUACGUCUUCCGGUUGACCGAUCCAAAAGCACGAGGCCGACGACGUGCAUACGCUUUCCUCGCCCUCGCAGGUAAAGACGCCAGUCGGGCCUUUCAAGCUUGUCCGAUGCUAUGGGAUUCAUUCAAGCGCAUGGCAAAAGGUAUCGAGACAGCCGCUCAAAAAAAUCAGGACAGACAACGCGAGAGAGAGGAAAAGGUGUCAGCGGAUGCAAACAGAGCUGGGGCUAGGCACUACACACCCGUAUCUUCAUUCCUGACGUCCCGAACCAUGGACCCGGCUGGCCACCCUCGACGAGCUGGACAGGCUACACCUCGAAGCCUCGCGGAGAUUGUCGGUGACGAGAACAUCUUUGCAUUCCUUCACCAAUACUUCGUGGCCAUUCUUCGCUGCCUGGGCGAUCAAUUUGGCGGAACGCCGCUGGUGGAGCAGCCAUCGGUGUUUCAGUCGACCAGCGAGGAAGCACCGCAGUUCAACAAAGCUGAUGUCGUUGGGGAACGGAAAAACCGAAAUGCUACAAAUAUCCCGAGUCCCGGCCCGGAGGAUAUUGAGAGCCUGCGAGGCGAAGAUGCGACGCCGACGCCCCAGCACUAUCAGAUGAGACCAACCAAGACUUGGCCAUUGCAGCAAAUGCAGCCUUCGAAGACCUCCACUCCGAAGGAGGACAGUAACGAGGAUCUUGACCUCGGAAAAGCAGAGCCGAGAAAGAACCUCGCAGAAAAAGACAAGAACAAGGCGAUCACAGGUACCACCUUGUCACUCAGGAAGUCGAACCCACAAUGCGCAGUGGCCCUUGCGGUCAAUGAGACGGCGCAGAGACAAGUCGUUGUAUGA
Cladophialophora carrionii CBS 160.54 is the source of this 3372-nucleotide messenger RNA. RefSeq lists its product as uncharacterized. The record is from RefSeq and is a predicted model, not a curated record. NCBI's taxonomy places the organism in Eukaryota, Fungi, Ascomycota, Eurotiomycetes, Chaetothyriales, Herpotrichiellaceae. Gene Ontology annotation, biological process: positive regulation of GTPase activity; positive regulation of TORC1 signaling. Gene Ontology annotation, cellular component: cytosol. Gene Ontology annotation, molecular function: GTPase activator activity. Bases 1 to 3372 code for a protein of 1123 amino acids. The transcript is spliced from 4 exons.